Notodromas monacha is the source of this 638-nucleotide messenger RNA. The record is from the annotation of a GenBank genome assembly. NCBI's taxonomy places the organism in Eukaryota, Metazoa, Arthropoda, Ostracoda, Podocopida, Cyprididae.
UUUUUAUUCUAUUUUCAAUUGAAGGGAUUCGUUUUUGUUGCUGUUGCUUUAGUGAACUUCUGCACGACACCUCAUCGGAAAUGCCGAAGUUCUUCUGCGAUUAUUGCGACACGUUCUUGACGCACGACUCGCCGUCAGUCAGAAAAACUCAUUGUUCCGGCAGGAAACACAAAGACAAUGUCAAGUUUUAUUAUCAGAAAUGGAUGGAAGACCAGGCGCAAAGUUUGAUUGAUGCAACGACCGCGGCUUUCAAAGCUGGAAAAAUUCCGUCUGCGAAUCCUUAUGGCAUGGCAGCAGGAAUGGGUCGUGGGGCUGCCAUUCCUCCACCUGCGGGUCUUGGAGGGCCAGUUGGAGGACCGAGACCUCCAAUGCCCGGCAUGCAAGUUGGUGGCCCACCGAUGCGGCCCGGUAUGCCGCCACCGGUGGGUGCGAGGCCAGGAAUGCCGCCUGGUGGCCCGCCACCACAAAUGAUGGGACCAAUGGGACAGAUGAUGCAAGGGCCCCCUGGAGGCUACCCCAUGCAGAUGAGACCUCCGAUGGGCCCGAUGAUGGGUGGGCCCAUGAUGGCCCCGGGCAUGAGACCACCUCAUAUGAUGGGACCACCAGGCGGUGGUUUUGGUGGGCCAGUGCCGCAAUGA